Fopius arisanus is the source of this 645-nucleotide messenger RNA. RefSeq names its product circumsporozoite protein-like. The transcript has 3 exons. The annotation marks the transcript as partial. The record is from RefSeq and is a predicted model, not a curated record. NCBI's taxonomy places the organism in Eukaryota, Metazoa, Arthropoda, Insecta, Hymenoptera, Braconidae.
UUUCCAGAAAAUCGUGUGCAUUUAAAUGACGAGACAGAGAGGAUAUGGAAUACCCCACCGGAAUUAACGCCAGAGGCAGGCCAGGAUGGAAAUUCACCCCAACCAAGAUUUCUACCAUUCUCAGCGAGUUUCUCUCUGAGUGCUGGUGGUAGUAAUGCUCAUUCCCUGAGUGUCGGUGGUAGCCAGGAUGGUAUCAGUCUAUCCCACAGCCAGAGUAGCAUUUCAGGGGGCUUUGAUAAUGCCGGCUCUGGAAUAUCAGCGAGUCAAUCCAGCUCUUUCUCCGCAGGACUCUCUGGAAUAUCCGCCUCUGAUGCAAAUGCAUUCAAUUUAAAUCAUCCGGCAUUUGGAGGACACUCUCAAGCUGAUAGUAAUUCCUUUGCACUGGGUCAAGCGGGUUCAGGUGCUCAUGGAAUUGUUGGCAAUAAUCAGGCGAGCAGUGAGGCUCAUUCGAGUGUUGGUAAUGCACACUCCUCAGCAUCGGGGUCAUCUCCAGUGGCAAAUGGGUUUGAUGCUGAGGAAGCGAAACGUCCUCUCGGUAAUCGAGGUGGAAAACCCGCCUGGACCAAUAUAGCGCCUAAUUAUGAUAUCGGGGGUCUCUACACUCCCUCAUCUGGCGAGCCAGUCGUUAAGAUCAACGCAGGCCCU